This is a messenger RNA of Coprinopsis cinerea okayama7#130, 2580 nucleotides long. RefSeq names its product zinc metalloprotease. Gene Ontology annotation, biological process: proteolysis. Bases 1 to 2580 code for a protein of 859 amino acids. The record is from RefSeq and is a predicted model, not a curated record. The transcript has 16 exons. Lineage: Eukaryota; Fungi; Basidiomycota; Agaricomycetes; Agaricales; Psathyrellaceae. Gene Ontology annotation, molecular function: metalloendopeptidase activity.
AUGGUCAUGCCUCGUACACAUGCUCCGUUGCUAAAACGAGCUCUUAAUCCUCGAACAGUCGCUCUCGAAAUCAUCCCCCGCAACCGACUACCAGAUCACUCAGCAAACCCCCUUGCCAGACGCAGCUCAUCGUCACCAAACUCGCUCCGUUUCGACGACACGUUCCGACUAACGAUCUCUGCCUUUGACGACGUUUUCCAUCUCCAUUUACGACCUAAUGACCACCUGAUCCACCCAGCAGCACGCAUCAAGUACUACAAACUCGAUUCCAACGGUAACCCCACCCUUGAUCGCACAGAACCUCUGCUCCGAGAAAAUGUCAAGGCUUUCUGGGGAGAAGUCAUCUCGCCUCAACACACAGAUACUCGGAUGAAGGAGGAUGCCGCCGGUGUCGUGCACCCGCCCAACCACCCCGCAGAGCUCGGGUGGGCACGAGUGAUGGUCCACAACCCCGGAGACCCCGAAAAAGGAAUCUCACCCAUCUACGAGGGUGCUUUCUCAGCCAACGGCGUUAUCUACCACAUAUCCACAAAGGACAACUACAUGAGGAAGAAACACCCACUCGACCCUGAUGCCUUGCCUGCCGGGAGUGUCAUCGACGAAAAUUUGGUCAUUUGGAGGGACAGUGAUGCUAUGACGCCUGAAGAGGAGCACUUUGUCAAGACGGGAGAACAACCGAUGGAACCUAUGGCUGUACCUCAGUCUUGUGGUCAUGAUAAUCUCGACUUCAAUACUGACCCUGCUCUUAACCCUGUCCUCCGCCGCCCGACUCCGGCUUGGUUGAACGUCCUGCUCCGCCCACGCACAGAUGAUCAUGUGUACCACCGGUAUCGCCGCCAAGACGGCGAUGCUCCUGGCACUGGGAACGGGGGUAUGGGUACCAACUUUGCUGAGAGUAUCGGCCAGUCUGUUGGCUGCCCGACGACCCAAAAGAUCAUUUACAUGGGAGUCGCGGCCGAUUGUGAAUACGUCACGAAACAAGGUGGUGAAGAGAAUGCCAAAACUCAGAUUCUCAAUACUUGGAACACGGCAAGCGCCCUCUACAAGUCCACGUUCAAUGUGAGCUUGGGUAUUACGGAGUUGGUGGUUCAACCCAGAGAGUGCCCUGCGCAAGUAGAUCCUGCAAUACCGUGGAAUGUUCCUUGCGGUAGCGCAACGCUUAGCCGUCGGCUCUCUGACUUCUCUCAAUGGCGUGGCACUCGAAGCGAAGAUGGCAAUGGCCUUUGGCAUCUCAUGAGUGGCUGCCCAACGGGGGCCGAGGUUGGAAUCGCCUGGCUAGCUACUAUUUGCCGCUCAUCUGCUGCAAGGACUAACACUGGCGUCGUAUCUGGUACCGCCGUCUCGACAUCUGGAAGGACAGAGUGGCAGGUUGUUGCCCACGAAAUCGGACACAACUUUGGUGGAAUCCAUGACUGCGCCGAAGGUUGUUCAGUCUCGGACGUCAAGUGCUGUCCUUUAAGCACCACGACGUGUGAUGCACAAGCUCGGUUCAUUAUGAGUCCUGUAGCUCAACCUGGAGAGAAGGUCUUCUCCCAAUGCAGUCUAGGCAACAUCUGCUCGCUCAUGCGAGGAGUGACCAAUGCUAGGACGGAUACAAGCUGCCUCAUUGAUCCCGAUCCUGAUCGUCCAACCAUCUCGCUCCAAAUGUGUGGCAACGGUAUUGUCGAGAACGGCGAAGAUUGCGAUCCCGGGCAAGGAAUUGAUUCUCCGUGCUGCGAUCCCACCACCUGCAAGUUCAGGCCCGGCGCCGUAUGUGACCCGCAGAGCAGUCCUUGCUGUACCGACCAAUGUACCUUUGCGCCGUCCUCGAGGGUCUGCCGGCCUGCCAAAGACCCGAAAUGUGACAUCGAGGAGAGGUGUACUGGAAACUCGGCCUCUUGUCCCACUGACGAAACUCUCCCGAACGGUGAAUCUUGUGGUGACAAUGACUUGAAGUGUGCAAGCGGCAUUUGCACGUCCAUAGCUGAACAAUGCAAGAUGGUCGGCGCAUCUCUGGGAUUGUCACAACCUUGUCCAGACCGCAGUGACCAAUCAUGUCAAAUCUCGUGCCAGGAUCCCAGGCGAACAAACGCGUGCAUUCGAUUAACUUCACUUCUCGUCGAUGGAUCGCCUUGCGGUUAUGGCGGAACAUGCCUGAGUGGGAAGUGCCAGUCGGCUGGAUUCAUUGAGACCGCCAAGGCGUGGUAUACUCAGAAUCUUCAAAUCGCCAUUCCUGUGACCGUCGUGGCUGGCUUGAUCUUCCUGCUGAUCGUAUGGGGCAUCUUCUCUGCCAUCAGAAGAUGUUGCAGUGGACCUCGUUCCCGUCCCACAGCGAUCGUCGUCCCUGCAACAACCGGGGUCACACACCAACGGUUAGGAAGCCAGGAACCAUUUUACCGCAGCACUCCACCUGAGCGUCGCUCGCAGUACACCCGCGUACCCCCGCCGGCAGCGCACGACCGCACAGCAUCCCAGGUCUAUAACCAAGGUUACAACCAAGGCUACAACCAAGGUGGCUACAAUAUGAACUACGCAGCCAAUAAUCGUGCGAAUUGGGUAGAUGAUCGUGAUUACAAUGGACCUAGCGGUGGUUGGAGAUGA